Messenger RNA from Cydia amplana, 581 nucleotides. Its product is annotated as ankyrin repeat domain-containing protein 39. NCBI's taxonomy places the organism in Eukaryota, Metazoa, Arthropoda, Insecta, Lepidoptera, Tortricidae. The transcript is spliced from 3 exons. Bases 25 to 546 code for a protein of 173 amino acids. Gene Ontology annotation, molecular function: protein binding. The record is from RefSeq and is a predicted model, not a curated record.
GUCAUUAUAUGUUUAGAAAUAGAAAUGGAUCAUGUCAAUUGUGAUCACACUCACUGCACAACUGCAAACCAAUCGGUUUGUCAGACACUAUCGGAAAUGGAAUGGGAGAGAGGAAUAUGGAAUGCUGCUUUUAACGGUGACAAAGAGAAAGUGAACACGUUAAUACACAAAGCAAACAAUCCUAAGGAAUUUGUGAAUAUUCCAGACAAUUCUGGGUACACCGCACUGCACUACGCCGCACGUAAUGGUCAUGUAGACAUAUGUAGAACACUGCUGGGGACUGGAGCAUGUGUUGACGCUCAGACUAGUGGAUUUGCUACACCACUUCAUAAGGCUGCUGCUGCAGGUAAAGCAGCUACCCUAUUAUUCCUUAUUCAGAGUGGAGCAAAUGUGUUAAUGCAAGAUACGGAUGGUCAGACUGCUCUUCACAAGGCCAUAGCUAAUAAACGUACAGACCUGAUCAACAUUUUACUACAAGCAUGUCCCGAACUUGCUAAUGUUAAGGACAAGAGAGGUCGUGUUGCAGCCGAACUUUCACAGAACUGAAUGAUUUGAUAUUUGGAGAUUAUAGUCUAUUGCAG